Messenger RNA from Aegilops tauschii subsp. strangulata, 458 nucleotides. RefSeq lists its product as uncharacterized. Lineage: Eukaryota; Viridiplantae; Streptophyta; Magnoliopsida; Poales; Poaceae. The record is from RefSeq and is a predicted model, not a curated record.
CAGGAACAAGCGAGAGAGCGAGCUGAUCUCUAACCCUGAGCAUACAUUUUGAUUUGAUCGAUAUGGUGGACGCCGGGGCGGCGAGGAGGGCCAUGCAGUUCCGCAUGCCGCGGCGCCCGAGGGCGGACGCGGCGUCGGCAGCGGCGAGCGGUGGCGGCGGGCGGAGGAAGAGGAUGGCGGUGGCGAGGCUGGGCGGCGAGGGAGGCGGCCGCGGCGGAUCGGCUGAGAGCCGGCGGAGGCUCUUCGGGGCGCUGCGGCGGGUGCGGGUGCGGUGGCUGGCGGCGCUGUACCGGAGGACGCUGCGGCGGCUGCGCGCGAGCUACGCCAGGGCCCUCCGCGAGCUAGUCGAGGGCAGGGCGCUCCUGGGCGCGCUCAACGCGCCCCCCGGCGUCGAAUGCUCCCGCGCCGCGUCGUUCGGGCCGAUGGCCACCGUCGGCUUCUGAGGUCUGGUCGACCUA